GGCCGCACCCCAGCAAUGGCCGGCUCGCGGUCGUCGCCUUCACCGCCGCCGCCGCAGGCGCGCUCCGCCGACGGAGGCGACCACCUGGCCCUGUUCCUCGACACCGACCUCGGCACGAACCUCGCCCUGAACGUCGCCGCGGACUCCACCAUCCGCCGCCUCAAGUCGCAAGUGGCCGUGGAGCACGCCGCCGCCUUCCCCGACCUAGGCCCCGUCGCCGUCAAGUCGUUUCAGGUGCUAAGGAAGGGGGCAAUGUACCACCUCUCUGAUUCGAUGGCAGUGAAGAGUGCAUUUUCCAAAGUCAAAGCUGGGUGCUUUCUGCAUGUCAGGAUGGUUGCACUUGCGACGGCCUCACACUACUGUAGAGACGAGGAUAGAGGGAGACAAAGUGGAGGUUGUCUUGGAGUUGAUAUGGACAAACGUCUUAUGGAGUUGCCUGCAACAAUAUCAGGCGGUGUAAAUCCUCAAAUGCUGGAAGGUAGUGAGCAGGCUGCAGCAUUGCUUAAUGUUCAUGCACAUGAUGCAGUGCCAAAUGAUGUGCAGUUGUCAUCCUCGUCACAUCUGAAUAUGGAAACAAAGGAUGCAUCAGUAAGCCUGGCGACUGAUGUACAAACAAGUCCUGUGGCAAAUGUCAGUAGAUUUUCAAAUCAAAGCAAUGUGGCCCUGAUUGGAGAGGAGUUACUCGCAAGAAAGGAAAACCUUUUGCAUAGUGUCGAAGACCAUUAUCUUGGUGUUGUUUCUGGUGACAAGCAAGUGGGGGAUGGUGCAGAUAAUGUCGAAAUGACUAGCAGAGACAAAGCAAUGGUCAGACCAUCUGACAUGCUUCUUCCAUCAUCACAACUCAAUAGUGGAAGCCAGUUGGGUACUGAUGCUAAGGCAACUACUGAUCUUGUUGCUGACAAAAGUAACAUCGAUCUUGUACAUGAAGGAUAUGGAAAUCCGACCUUUGAAGAGACCAGUAAUUCUGCCUGCAAAGUUGUAGCUGGUGAAGAGAAAAUUGCAGAAGGAAUCAAUGAUGGAUAUCAUGAUGAAAGAGCAGUUGAGGUAAGCAACAUGGAGAAAGGAAGUAAAAAUGAUAAUGUCUUGGAUAUGGCAGAUACAGCCGGUAAUAUUUCUCAUGAGAAGAAUUGCCAGGAAUCAAAUAAGGUUAGUUCUGUUGGCCUAUCUUCCAUGGAUACUGCUGAAGCAAAAGUCCAGUGUGGGGAUAGCGAGAAAGCAGCCAAAUCAGAUAUAAUGUCUACUCAGGGGGAGAUCUUAAAUGAUCCUUAUAAGCGGCAGAUUGCAAGUAAUGUGCAGGGAGGGGAUUGUAAUGUCAUAGAAAAUUCAGAUGGUGACGGAAAACUGAAGAAGAAGAAAAGGCGCCGCUCGGUAUCUUCAAAGGGUGGUCCUACUCAAGGUGUGUCAAAACCAUCUGGAUCCAUUACCAAUGCUCAGGGGGAGACUGUAAGUGAAUCAAGCAAGGUGAAUCAAGGGGUUUCUAUUGUCACAGAAAAUCCAAAUGGUGAUGGGAAGCGUGAAAAGAAGAGAAAACUCCGCUUAGAGUCUUCAAAGGAUGAUUCUACUCAAAAUUUGGCAAAAUCAUCUGGACUCGCUACAGGUGGAAGCUCAACACAAAAUACAAGUGCUGAUCCCCUAAAUGCAGAGCAAACAACACAAGGGACUACAGGAGAAGCAACGGGUAGUGACUGCAGGGAGCUUGGUGGAACCGCGGAUGUAGCAGCAACCAAUGUGAUUAAUGAGGUAUUGGCAGAUAUAGAAUGCACAGACAACUUAAGUGGAGAUCCAGUAAAGGAACAUACUGAAGGUGUUGUUAGUGUGGCCUUACCUCUGAAAUAUUUAGCAGAUAAUCACUCUGAUGAUCUUAAUGAUGUUUUGACUGAGAAUACAAUAGUGCCAGCUGAUGGCAGAACGAAAUCCACUAAGCGUCAGCGGAAGAAGACUUCGUUAAAGCAUGUUCCUACCGAUAGCGGUAAAGCUAUUCCGUCUUUGGGUGAGCAAGUCAGGCAGGUUCCCACAGAGGACUUGGCAGGAGGAAAUGACACCAAAGAAGAAUUACUUCUGGAAGGUUCUUCAAUUGAUGCUCCUGCAAGUACUGCUCAAGUAUUACGGCAAAAAAGCAAAAGGUCUUUGAAGACUCAGACUCCUAAAAUACAGGAAAUAAAUCAUCCCACGCAUGUACAAGAUAACCAGUUCAUAAAGGAUGACCAGGAAAAAUAUGUAACUGACAUUGGUGGGACUCAGAAUGACAAAAAUACAGUAGGAGCUCCAACAGAAUCACUACUUGUUCAUAAAGAUGGCACAACUGUCACGUUUGACAAGCCUAAUACUCGAAAGGGAAGGAAGAGAUCUUCCAAGACUGAACUUCAGAGUCAGGAUACUGCUUUGGAACAAGGUUCUGUUGCAGAUUUGAUCAACUCCAGGGCACAGGAGGGAGCAGCUAUUCAUAAAGGUUCUGCUGGUGCUGUUGAACCAAAUGAUUCUGCAGUGAUUCGUUCUGAAAAUGGCAAAAUCAAUUUCUUUGACCAUUUUAGCCCCAGUGGGAUGAACGUCCCAUCUAUUUCUGCAGAAAACAAUGAUGAAACUACUAUAAGGGAAGUUAAGGGCAGAAGGAAAAUCAAAAGAAAACCAGAUAUGCAAUCUCAACGUGCUGGUAUUGUUGAACCAAAUGAUCUGCCAGAAUCCCAUCUUCAUACAGAUAAAACUAGUGUAGCUGAUCAUUUUGGUUCUGGCAGUGUGGGUGUGCCAUCUGUUUCAGCAGAAAACACCAACAGAGAAGAUGGUAAUGUGGAGAAGGCCAAGGAGAAAAAAGAGAGGAAAAGAAAGCAGGAUUUGCUCAAACCCCAGUCCGAAAACCCUAUUGGUGAUAAUGAAGGCACUGAUAAUUGUGCACAAAAUUUGCUGCAUUCUGUAGUGCAGAAGGGAAGAAUAGAACAGGGCAAUGCAAAAGAGAGCAGUGAUAAAAUCACUGAGAAUAAUAGUAUGCUGCAACAGGAGACAGAAGAAGAAAACAUUAACAGAGAAGAUGGUAAUGUGAGGAAAACCAGGGAGAGAAAGAAGAGCAAAAGAAAACAGGAUUUGGUCAAACCCGAGUCUCAAAAUACUGAUGGUGGUAAUCAAGAUGCUGAUAAUUCCGCACCGCAGAAAGGAAGAACGGAUCAGGGCAAUGCAAAAGAGAAGAAGGAUAAAGCUGUUCAGAAUAAUAGUAUGCUGCAACAGGAAAAAGAAGAUGCCACACGUGAUAGCACUCUUGAAAAGAAGCCCCGCCAAAGCAAGGUUGGUGCUGACAAUCAGACUGAUUUGCCCAUUGAGAAGGACCAUGUGCGCAUGGACAAAGAGCAAAUGAACUCUCCUUCUCAGACAAAGCAUCAUGGUAAGAAUAGAAAACAUGACGGAGCUAUUGAUGGGAGGGCAAAUGCAAAUCCUAAGGUUGUAAGCAAUGUUGUUCAGAGCAGUCCCAUGAGCCCACAAGCAUCAAAUGAAAGCACUUAUGGCACACCAUCCGUUAACCGAUUUAGAGUAGCAGUUCGAAAAGUUCCAAGAAAAAAAUAUGAACAGCUCAAUGACAAAUCCAAGAAGGACACUAGUAAGAGAGGCGUUGGCACAAUUUUCAGUGGCACCAUAAGUGAAGACUCUGAUGAACUAUUGAACACCAUGGGUGAAAAGGCUGGCAUGGAAAAUUCAUCAGAUGAUUCAUCAACAUCUGCUGACUCAGGCAUUUCAUCCACGGCAGGGGAGGGAAGCGACGUACCUGAUGACGAAGGCAUUGCAUCCUUGUCGCAGAGGAGUGACAUCAACUCGGUCCUCCGAGGCUCCAGAAGCUACAAGAAGGCGAGGCUGAAACCAACCGAGCUGCUGGAGGACACGGAGGUGCCUGAUAGCCAGCCUCCAGACAGUCUUUGGGGCUGAAUGAAUGGACCGACCUGAUGCUUAAAUGAACGCGAGUUUCACGCAAUCCCCAAAAUUUCGUGCAUUUGUGAGCGUAGCUGCUGAACAUGUCUGGCUAUCAUGCUAGAAGUAAACUUCAUACCUCCAGCUGUAUUGAGUUUGUGGUCGUGACAGUCCUAAAAAUUCAUCUAUUUUGUCCUUUUUACCGUGGCUAUUUGGUCUUUUAGUUUCCUGUGGAUGAGUCGGUGAAGUUUGUGGAGCAAAUUAGCCGGUAACCAGUUAUCACAUCCUUGAGGAUUUUUAAUGCCAAUUUCUCAGGUACCUGAAAA
Messenger RNA from Hordeum vulgare subsp. vulgare (domesticated barley), 4214 nucleotides. Its product is annotated as dentin sialophosphoprotein-like. The transcript is spliced from 6 exons. The record is from RefSeq and is a predicted model, not a curated record. NCBI's taxonomy places the organism in Eukaryota, Viridiplantae, Streptophyta, Magnoliopsida, Poales, Poaceae. The coding region runs from base 16 to 3906 and encodes 1296 amino acids.